Messenger RNA from Mesorhabditis belari, 324 nucleotides. The record is from the annotation of a GenBank genome assembly. NCBI's taxonomy places the organism in Eukaryota, Metazoa, Nematoda, Chromadorea, Rhabditida, Rhabditidae.
AUGUUGAUGAAAUUGUUGAUAUUUCUUGUGUUCUGCUUCGUUGUUUCAUAUGGCUGGCAAGAGAUUCAAGCGAUGAACCAAAUUCAAGCGAUGAACCCAGUUGCAAGGUUUCGAGUACGGAGUAAUUUCAAGAAGAAAUUGGCCUAUUUAAAUGUAGCUGCACAAAAAAGAGAAGACGAGGAAAGAACGAGAACGGAACGAUAUCGGAAUUGCUUUUUUUCUCCGAUUCAAUGUCAAGUGCCUGUACGCGUUGAAAAGGAUCCUCUCCUCAAUGCAAUCCUUUCCCGAUCAUCCGCCAUUGACACUUCCGCUUAUUUGCGCAAA